Molecule: messenger RNA, 3547 nt
Organism: Abrus precatorius (Indian licorice)
Lineage: Eukaryota; Viridiplantae; Streptophyta; Magnoliopsida; Fabales; Fabaceae
Exons: 5
Coding region: 546-3299 (917 amino acids)
Source: RefSeq, a predicted model, not a curated record
ACUUCACAGAGAGUUCACAAGACCCAGCAUCCUCACCUCUCUUUUGCUCUCGCUUCUCUUGUGACUAUCGCAGAUUUUUCUCUCUGCUCCCACUUCUCACUCUCACUCUUACACUUAACUCUCAGAUCUUUUCUUCAUUUCCUCGCUUUGAUUAGUUUCGUGGACGAAGAGAGAGUCAGAGUAACGAAGGGUUGUGUUGUGUACCCUUGUUGCCCUUUUCAAAAAUUAUUUGGAUUAAUAAUUAUAUAGUGUGUGCAUUGGAGAAUGGGUCUAUGAAAAUGAUGCAAAAAAUUGUUCUUUUCUACGAAAGAGGCUGCAAUUGUGUUUGCUGAUUCGUGUCGCGUGCUUUUCUCAACAAGGAGCUCAUGAAUUUUGAAAUGGGCUGUGACGGAUUUCUCAUUUCAGGUAAGAUUUCGUUCAAAAUGUUAAUUGGUUUUGAGAUGAGAGAUUUGGGUUCUGGAGUUGAGAGAACCGAAUGGUGAAAAAAUGUUUCCUUUCGCCACAGAACACUGUAUGUUGAUGUGGUAGGAAUAGGAAAAGGAGAAAUGGAGAUGGAGAAAAGACGUUCCAAGGGAAGCUUCCUCAGCUUGUUUGAUUGGAACUCCAAAUCUCGAAAGAAGCUGCUUUGGAACAAUCCUACCGUACAUGAGGUUUCAAAGCAAGGGAAGGAAAAUGUGGAGAACUUACCAAAGUCGCAGCUCAGUAGGAUAAAGGUGGAUGAAAUUGGAGCAAGUCCAAGUAACAUUGGAUGUUGUGAGUUUGAUAGCAACCUCUCUAUUUGUAGUGAUGAAGGAUGUGGGAGUAAAGCUCCUGGGUUAGUAGCGAGACUAAUGGGUUUGGAUUCAUUGCCAGCUUCAGCAGUCAAUGAGCUCUCGUGCAAUUCUUUAUAUAGCUCUAACUCUCACGGAGCUUCUCAUUGUAAUGAAAGUGCUCUGCAUUCAGUGGAUGACUUUCACGCUGCCGACUACAUAAACAUGCCACAUAAGAUGGAGAAAUCUUCUUUGGAUGCCAAGGAAUCAAGGGCACGUAAAGUGGAAAACCUUCCAAUAAAGAGAUUUCAAACUGAAAUGUUGCCUCCAAAGUCAGCUAAACCCAUUCCUGUUACUCACAAUAAACUGUUAUCUCCUAUCAAGAGUCCUGGUUUUCUGCCACCAAAGAACGCAGCUCAGGUAAUGGAGGCAGCUGCUAAGAUAAUUGAGGCAAGCCCUCGGCCAUAUAUGAGGAAAAGAAUGGCAUCCGCCGGGCCUUCAUCAGUUCCUUUGAGAAUUCUUGAUUUGAAAGAGAGAUUGGAAGCUGCACAAUGUGCAUCCGUGCCUGAAAAGCCUGUGCAUUUGGGAAAUGCCAAUCCUGCAAAUGGAAAGCUUAGUGAGAGGAGCAAUAAUCUGUAUAAAUGCACUUCAGCAUUCAAGGGUUCAAGAGAUUCAGAAAAAAUUAGUUCUUACCCUUUAGCAAGUAAAGGAAAAUCAGUUUCACUCACUAUACAAGCCAAAACCAAUGUUCAAAGCCGAGAUACAUUGGUUUUAAAUGGUGAUAGGAAAUAUGUGAAGCAGAAAGAGAAGAAUGAUGUAAAGUCAAAUCAGCUCUCAAGGAGCCAGAAACCAAGUGCUCAUCGUGCCAUGCAGCAGAGAACUUCCACAAGUCGAAAUAGCAAUGUGCUUGGGCAGAAUAAUCAAAAGCAAAAUAGCAUGACCACCAAAGGUAAAUCAACUUCUAAAAUAGAUUUCAAUCAGCCAACAACACAAGCUUCGUCUUCAGAAAGUUCUACUGGAACAAGGAAGACAAAAAACAAGGGUGCUAUAAAUACCAAUAUUCAGCCAAAAAGGUCAAGCACUAGGGCAACUGAUAACCAAAAGGAGUUUCCACGAUUCAAAACAGAGAGUAUCUCCCAAAAGAAAAAGUAUAUCAGCAGAGAUGUUCUUAAGGCAAGAGGUCCUGAUAAUGGAGUGAAUAGUUUUGAAAGCAAGUCCAUUAAAUGCAAUUUUACAACUGAUGGAAGUUUUGAUCAAGAUGCAUUUAACAUGAAAGAGAGCAAGGAUGUUAUUUCAUUUACAUUUACAUCUCCCUUGAGGAGAAGCAUGCCUGAGUCACCAUCCUCUACUGAGCAAGUGAUGGGAACCAGAAAUAGAAUUGAUGUCAACUGUCUUGGGCACAAUGAUAAUCUUUAUGCCAAAAAAUUAUCAUUAUCUCCACCAGGGUUAAAUAUGAUAGAUGGUGAUGCUUUAAAUGUCCUGUUGGAGAAAAAGCUUCAAGAAUUGACAUCUAGAAUAAACUUACCUCAAUGUACCCUGGCCACAGAGGGUCCUUCUACCAGUUUGAGAUCUAGUUUGCAAGACAAAUUUCCCAGUGUGAUAAGCACCGUGCCUAAGGAACAGGAGAAGAGCUUUCACCCUGACCUGUUUAGUGAUAAGCCGGAUAGCAUGCAUAAACUUCAUUUUUGUUCAAGUGAUGAUCCAGUGCUUAACAUGAAUCAGCAACUGCAGACAUUAGAAGUAAGGGAAGAUCCUAGCUGUAGCAGCAACGGUGAAAGUAGAAAUGAUCUAGUUUGCCAACUUUCCACCGCUGUCACUUUUGAAACUCCUUUGGUCAGUGAAAGUUACUUGGAUAGUGAAGACAGUGCAUAUGGCAGCACCGUUUAUUCUUCCAUGCAAGAUGAAGAAGUAUCUAAUAUUUCCCAGACAAACGAAUCUCCAUCACUUGAAGAUGAGGUGAAAUGGUCAGAGCAAAGCUCUUCCACAUUGAUGGGCAUAAAUAUGACCGUGAAACAAAUAAGUGGAACAUCAAAUUUGGUAAAUUAUAAAAGAUCAAGUGACAUGGAACUUGAAUAUGUACAGGAUGUACUUGGCAAUGCAGAGUUUUUGUCGGAAGAAUUUGUCACUGGUGAGACUAACAUGGUCAUAAUGCCAAAUCUCUUUCAUCUGUUGGAGAAUCUGAACAAUGGAAUAGAAAACUACGGAGAAGAGUACUCAAAGCUUGAAAGGAAGGUUAUAUUUGACUUUGUGAGUGAGUGGCUAGAGUUCAAAUGUAAGCAAGCUUUUGUUGGAACAUGCAAAGCAUGGCUUGGAUGGGUGACAUUAGUUCAGAGGAAGAGUUGGAUGGCUGAGGAAUUGUACAAGGAGAUGCUACGUUUUAGAAGCAUGGAAGAGGUAAUGGUGGAUGAGCUUGUCAACAAGGACAUGAGCACUGGAUGCGGGAAAUGGCUUGACUUUAAUGUUGAAGCAUUUGAAGAGGGUUUAGAAGUUGAAGGGGACAUUCUAGCUUAUUUGAUUAAUGAAUUGGUUUCUGAUUUGUUACAUGUUUAACCACUUGAUGGCCUCCAUUUUUUACAUUAUAUUCUAUGUAAUGCGUAUGAAGACUUGACGAUAAGGAUCGAUACCAUUGAAAUUGUUAAAAAGAAACACGGUAGCGUCUCGUUGAAUAUAAUUCAUCAAGUCCCCACAAUGUUUUUCCAACUUGAUAAUAUUUUUAGUACUUUUUACCUGUAGAAUUUCUUUUAAGAAACUUGUGUAUAUGGUAUGUAUGUGUGUUGAAAGUUGUUCAAGUUCCCUGU